Ixodes scapularis (black-legged tick) is the source of this 961-nucleotide messenger RNA. RefSeq names its product proteoglycan 4-like. The record is from RefSeq and is a predicted model, not a curated record. Bases 11 to 736 code for a protein of 241 amino acids. NCBI's taxonomy places the organism in Eukaryota, Metazoa, Arthropoda, Arachnida, Ixodida, Ixodidae. The transcript has 6 exons.
GCGUGACUUCAUGGACCCUGGGCGAACAAAGCUAAUGAAAACCGCUGUGCCUUCAGUUCGCCCAUCGACAUAUUCAGAUGCUGAGAGAGCUAAAGACGAAACUCUUCCAGACUUUAUGGAAGCGACAACCCCACCGUGCGGCGCAGACCCCAUGGAGGCUACAGCCUCCAGCUUCCGGCCCGAAGAACCCUCAACCGCUGCCCAUGACUCCAUGGAAGCGACACCCCCACCGUGCGGCGUAGACCCCAUAGAGGCUUCAGCCCCAUCAUGCGGUGCAGCCUCCAGCUUCCGGCCCAAAGAACCCUCAACCGCUGCCCAUCACUCCAUGGAAGCGACACCCCCACCGUGCGGCGUAGACCCCAUAGAGGCUUCAGCCCCAUCAUGCGGUGCAGCCUCCAGCUUCCGGCCCGAAGAACCCUCAACCGCUGCCCAUGACUCCAUGGGACCGACAACCCCACCGUGCGGCGCAGACCCCAUGGAGGCUACAGCCUCCAGCUUCCGGCCCGAAGAACCUUCAACCGCUGCCCAUGACUCCAUGGAAGCGACAGCCUCACCGUGCGGCGCGGACUCCACGGAGGCUACAGCCCCAUCAUGCAGCUCGCCCUUGGAUUUCCGACCGGUGACACCGUCCACAUGGUCCUCCUCUGAACCAGUUGGAGCUUGUAAGUGUCCCAUUUCUUUUGUUCACCUGUGCCCAUAUGCUACUACUCAUAUAACUAAAAUUCAUGCAUGUUAAGGUGGGUAUUAGUUUGUCUACUUUUCCGGUGAUGGGCUUUUCAUGCAAAACCUGUAAUAUACCUUACGUACUGUAUUGUCAAGGCAUACAGUGGAAAUAUGUAAAUUUAGCAAACAUAGCUUCAAAAGCCCAGUUUCCCACGAUUUCUAAUUGUCUGUAGUUUAGGGGCAUAUUAUCUACUUGCAGAUUAUGUCACUGUAAGGUAAUGUUGGCUAUGCUGGUUAU